AUGACUUCUAUAAAAACCCUGGCCCGGACUGCAAUCCUCUUAUACACCAUAUGCUUUCUUACAAACUCUGAUGGGAGACCAAUGGUGAAAAGAUCAGUGAGUGAGAUGCAGUUGAUGCACAACCUUGGGGAGCACCGACACGCCGUGGAGAGGCAGGACUGGCUCCAGCUGAAGCUGCAGGACGUGCACAGCGCCCUGGAGGACGCCCGGACCCAGAGGCCUCGCAACAAGGAUGACAUUGUCCUGGGCCGGAGGCUGCUCCCCGAGCACCUGCGGGCAGCAGUGCAGAAGAAAUCGGUGGAUCUGGACAAAGCUUACAUGGAUGUCCUCUUUAAAACAAAGCCAUAA
This is a messenger RNA of Lepidothrix coronata (blue-crowned manakin), 348 nucleotides long. RefSeq names its product parathyroid hormone (gene PTH). Lineage: Eukaryota; Metazoa; Chordata; Aves; Passeriformes; Pipridae. Gene Ontology annotation, cellular component: extracellular region. The transcript has 2 exons. Bases 1 to 348 code for a protein of 115 amino acids. The record is from RefSeq and is a predicted model, not a curated record. Gene Ontology annotation, biological process: intracellular calcium ion homeostasis; cell-cell signaling. Gene Ontology annotation, molecular function: parathyroid hormone receptor binding; hormone activity.